CCUCAGCAGCAGCGAGAGGGCCGAAGCGGCCGCCGGAAAGUUUGCGCGCGGGGGCUGCCCGGCCUCCGCCCGCCCGCCGGGCAGCCCGGCUCGCAGCAGCAGCCGCCAUGGGAGAUGCCGAGGAGGAAGAGGCGGCGGGAGAGGCCGAGGCGGCGGCGGCGGAGUUCGCACGGCACUGGCGCCGCGAGUUCCCCGGGGAAGCGCCGCCGCCAGCGCUGCGCCUGGGCUCGGUGCCGGCCAUGGAGGAGGAGCUGGGCCGGUGCCGGCGGGCGCUGCAGCAGCUCCAGCGCGCCCUGGCCCAGGAGAAGUUCAAGGUGGGCUACCUGGAGGCGGCGCUGGCCCGGCAGCCGGCGGAGGCGGCGGCAGCAGGACGUGAGGCGCGCAGCCCGCGGCCCCCCGGCAGCCCCGUCGCCACGCCCACGGCGCACCAGGCGGCGGGCGAGCGCACCUUCGUGCCCACGCCUCAGGGCUCGGGCGGCUUCAGGCUCCGGCCCCGCCUCGGGGACUCGCCGGCCCGGCCCCCGCCGCCGCCGGCGCCCCGCCGCUGGAGGCACCGCCAGGACCAGGACCGCGACCUUCCCGAAGGCUCCAGCUCCCCCGAGCCGCCGUUCCGGAGCCUUCCCGCCGAGCGGCAGCCUUCCCCGCGCCUCGACCUAGCGGAGAGAGAGCCUUCGCCCGGCGGCGGCAGCAGCGACUGGAGCGGCAACACUUCCGACCGCGAGGAGGAGGACGCCUCGUUGGCAGAUUUCAAUUAUGGCACAGAGGACUACGAUGUGGAGGGAAACGAGGAGCCCAAAGUCCCACCCGGCGGCUCGGAGACCAUGCCUUACAUUGACGAAUCGCCCACCAUGUCCCCCCAGCUCAGCACCCGCGGUCAAGAGAGUGGCGGUGGUGGCACUGACAAUGUCUCAUUUACUCCCACCGAUGGGCUGGGCACCGAGGGCGAACGGGAUGCCGGCAAAGGCCUGGACAUGCGGAAGCUGGUCCUCAAGGAUUUCUUGGCCAGUGAGGAAAUGUACAUCAACCAGCUGGAGGCGCUGUUAUUGCCCAUGAAACCCUUAAAGGCAACAGCCACCACCUCCCAGCCUGUCCUCACAAUCCAGCAGAUUGAGACCAUCUUCUACAAGAUCCAGGACAUCUAUGAAAUCCACAAGGAGUUCUACGACAGCCUGUACCCCAAGGUUCAGGACUGGGAUGGUGCCGUGAGCCUUGGCCAUUUCUUCCAGAAACUGGCUAGCCAACUGGGGGUGUACAAGGCUUUCGUGGACAACUAUAAGAUUGCGCUGGAGACGGCCGAGAAAUGCAGCCACAGUAACUACCAGUUCCAGAAAAUAUCAGAGGAGUUGAAAGUGAAGGCACCGAAGGAUUCGAAGGAGAGCCACACCUCUGUCACGAUGGAAGCACUGCUGUAUAAGCCUAUAAACCGGGUGACCCGAAGCACUCUUGUGUUGCACGAUUUGUUGAAGCACACACCAUCUGACCACCCGGACUACCCGCUGCUCCAGGAUGCCCUCCGCAUCUCCCAGAACUUCCUCUCCAGCAUCAACGAGGACAUCGACCCCCGCAGGACGGCAGUCACCACCCCCAAAGGAGAAACCCGGCAGCUGGUUAAGGAUGGCUUUCUGGUGGAGCUGGCCGAGGGUUCCCGCAAGCUACGCCACGUCUUCCUCUUCACGGACAUGCUUCUCUGUGCCAAACUGAAGAAAACAGCUGUGGGGAAACACCAGCAGUAUGACUGCAAGUGGUACGUGCCUUUGGCUGAGCUGGUGUACCCGUCGCCCGAAGAGUCGGACCCGUGCCCGCAUGUCCAUGCCAUGGCUGACCACGAUUUGGAAGACGUGAAGAUGAAGAUCUCCUCUAUGAAGAGCGAGGUGCAGAAGGAGAAAGCCAACAAAGGGCAGAGCCGGGCCAUGGAGAGGCUCAAGAAAAAGGUGUUCGACAAUGAAUUCUGGCUGCUGCUCAACUCGCCGUCCAUCCCCUUCCGCAUCCAUCACCGCAACGGCAAAAGCUACCUGUUCCUGCUGUCCUCAGACUAUGAGCGAGCGGAGUGGAGAGAAGCCAUCCAGAAGCUGCAAAAGAAAGACCUCCAGACCUUUGUGCUCAGCUCUGUGGAGCUGCAGGUCCUCACGGGGUCUUGCUUCAAGUUGCGCACUGUGCACAACAUCCCCGUCACCAGCAAUAAGGAUGAUGACGAAUCUCCAGGGAUGUACGGCUUUUUGCAUGUCAUUGUCCACUCUGCCACGGGCUUCAGACAAUCAGCCAACCUCUACUGCACCCUGGAAGUGGACUCCUUUGGCUAUUUUGUCAGCAAAGCCAAGACACGCGUGUUCCGGGACACCACCGAACCCCAGUGGAAUGAGGAGUUCGAGAUCGAGCUGGAGGGCUCCCAGUCGCUGCGCAUCCUCUGCUAUGAGAAAUGCUACGACAAGAGCAAGCUCAACAAGGACAACAACGAAAUCGUGGACAAGAUUGUGGGCAAGGGGCAAGUCCAGCUGGACCCCCAGAUGGUACAGACGAAGAACUGGCACAUGGACGUGAUUGAGAUGAAUGAGAUCAAAGUGGAGUUCUCCAUGAAGUUCACAAGUCGGGACAUGAGCCUCAAGAGGACCCCGUCGAAAAAGCAGACAGGGUUUUUUGGUGUCAAGAUCAGCGUGGUCACCAAGCGCGAGCGAUCCAAAGUGCCCUACAUUGUGCGCCAGUGCGUCGAAGAAGUGGAGAAGCGGGGCAUCGACGAAGUGGGGAUCUACCGGAUCUCAGGGGUGGCCACUGACAUCCAGGCCCUGAAAGUUGCCUUUGAUGCCAAUAACAAAGACAUCCUGAUGAUGCUGAGCGACAUGGACAUCAAUGCCAUCGCGGGCACCCUGAAGCUGUACUUCCGAGAGCUCCCAGAGCCCCUCCUCACAGACCGGCUUUAUCCUGCUUUUAUGGAGGGUAUUGCACUGUCUGACCCAUCAGCCAAGGAGAACUGCAUGAUGCAUCUUCUGCGCUCCCUUCCGGACCCCAACCUCAUCACCUUCCUCUUUCUGCUGGAACACUUGAAGCGGGUGGCCGAGAAGGAGCCCGUCAACAAAAUGUCCCUGCACAACCUGGCCACAGUGUUUGGCCCCACGUUGCUGAGGCCCUCCGAGGUGGAGAGCAAAGGGCACCUCAGCCUGGCCUCCGACAUCUGGUCCCACGACGUCAUGGCGCAGGUCCAGGUGCUCCUCUACUACCUGCAGCACGCGCCUCUCUCCUAUGCCGAGCUGAAACGCAAUGCGCUCUACAUCUCCACGGAUGUGUAGCCUGCACUUCGACAGCAGUCCGGCGCAUGCCCGUGUCUUCCGGGCCGGGAGGGGUGCAGUGCAGAGACAGACUGUGAAUGCUGGCCCCCGCCCCCCCGCCGAGGACAGCGCACCGCCCUGGGCCGUACGCCGGCUGCGCCCCCCCCUGGACUAUUUUGUACAAGCCCCCUCCUAGCCCCGUGCCCUUCUCUGCACCGCUGUCCACGUCUCUCGCCCUUCACUGUCCAGGAGUCCCUGGGUCUGUCUAUGUGUUGGGCCGUGGGGAAGCGCGGGUGAUGGACAAGGAGUGGGGAUGCAGGCGUGAGAGCCCGCCUGGCGCUGCCCCAAGCAUUGUCCCCUUCCGAGCCCAACUGGGUUUCCCUCCCCUUCCCCGCCGGCCUUGCCGCCUGCCAUGGCACUUGUUCUCUCCUCCCUCGUGGCCUGCAUGCGUGGCGCUUGCUUGGGUCUCCCAGCUUCAGGUGCUUAGAGGAUGCCAAGGGCUCUCUCCCCCCCCCCCCCGCAACCCCCCCGCUGUGCUUGGCUGUGCUGAUGGUGGGCACGGGGGCUGCCCUUUGCACCCUGCCCCGCCCCACUGGCUGGCCUCUGGCCCCAAGGGCCCGGCCCAGUGGGUUUGAAGGAGGCUUUUCGGUUCCCCUCGUCUGCCCCUGGUCCCCUUUUCCGUGUCUCCUGCGUGUUUUUCUAGCGCUGCGUUCAGUUCUGUCCAGAGGACCCCAAGGUACCCCGCUGGCAGCAAAGCGGGAUGUGGUUUUGCGGCAGCGGGAGGCCCAGCACGUGUGAGUGGGUGUGUGUGUGCAUGCGGGGAACCUGUGUGUGCAGCAUCCCCAGCUGCUCCCUGUUUAUUUAAGGCGACUUCUUCUGGGACUAAUUCAGUCGCACUCCGGACAAAGGAAGCAAGGCCCUGCUGUGGCACACAAGAGUGCCCCAAAGAUGACGAGCUGGGCAAGGACGGAGGGCAGUGGCGUGCGUGCCCAUGCCUUGGCCGUGCUGCUCUGCACGUGGCCCUUUCCUGCCCGUCCGUGCCAUGGAGGCAAUGGGCACAUUUCCCGGCCCUUCAAGGCGGGCUCCCCUGCGACCAUCUCUGCUGGCUGCUCUGUCCCUGACCAGCACAGCUUAUAGGGACCAACUGGGACAGUUCAGGGCCCUCUCAGCCCUUCAAAGGUGCGCCCAGGUUUCCCGGGUUCUGUCUGAGAGAGGGCUUGGGCAGUGGAAGGAGCACAGUCCUCCCCAGAGUACCCCUGGGUGGGUGGGUGGUUAUGUCGGUGUCCUCAAGCUCUGGGCCCUGCUCAGACAGGAGCUGAAGGGAUGGAGCAGCCCACAAACAGGGCCAGUGUCUCCUUCCAGCUGGGUUCUGUGUUGGGAGCAUAAGCACUUCUCUUUCCGCAGAGCAGAAUCGGAGCUCUCUCUGCAGGCCGGAGUCCUCCGGAGAUUGGGCGGCAGCGGUGGGGGGGUGGAUUUCCCACUAGGAUGGCUUCUGCUUCUUCAAGCGGCUCCGUCUUCUGUCAAUAUUCCACUCCCCAAUGCCAAACUCAAAGCCAGUGACGUUGUUUAGGCCGUGGAUUCGCAGAGUUGGGUCCCUGGCUGUCGGACUCCCAACGCCCCUCGUCCCCUGCCACGAUGGCCACGGGGAUGAUGGGAGUUGGGAGUCCAACAUCAUCUGGCAACCCCUGGCCGAAGUAACUGGGACCUCCCGCCCGUUCCCCAUCCAGCCCUCCUGCUGAACAGUGCAACUUCCAUGCCAAACCUGGAAUCCGAGGGGGCUUUGGCUGCACCUCCCGGGGCUGUAUGGAAAGCGACCGGCUAUGGCUCAGGGACCAGAAGGCUUGCCCCACUGCACAGCAGAUCUUCUGUCGGUCUGCACUGAUGUGCCUGUCGCAGCUCGAGUCCUUGCUCUGGAGGCUGUGUCAGCAAGACCGACCCCGGCUUGCAGUGGGGCAAGCCUUCUGGUAACUGCACUUCUUCUCUGGGUUUUGGUUUUUCCGACCGUGGGGCGGGGGAGAGACGGGGGCGAUGACGAACUUUAAAUGGAUGUAAACCAUGUAAGGAGGUGAUUUUUUUUUUUUUAAAGGUUAAUAAAAUGCAAAGCCCCAACGUUUGCACAAAUGAC
Hemicordylus capensis (graceful crag lizard) is the source of this 5385-nucleotide messenger RNA. RefSeq names its product active breakpoint cluster region-related protein-like. Gene Ontology annotation, cellular component: membrane. The transcript has 23 exons. Bases 108 to 3281 code for a protein of 1057 amino acids. Gene Ontology annotation, biological process: positive regulation of GTPase activity; protein phosphorylation; intracellular signal transduction. Lineage: Eukaryota; Metazoa; Chordata; Lepidosauria; Squamata; Cordylidae. The record is from RefSeq and is a predicted model, not a curated record. Gene Ontology annotation, molecular function: protein serine/threonine kinase activity; guanyl-nucleotide exchange factor activity; GTPase activator activity.